Rotaria sp. Silwood1 is the source of this 423-nucleotide messenger RNA. Lineage: Eukaryota; Metazoa; Rotifera; Eurotatoria; Philodinida; Philodinidae. The record is from the annotation of a GenBank genome assembly.
AUGUCGGACCAAGCAUCAUCAACUGAUACAUCUGGCUCGACUGAACUUAAAGCUGGUCAUGCUCCAGCUACUAAAGUAGGUGGUAUGCGUGUUGGUGCACCUCGACCACGACAUACAUCACAAGGUGAAGAGAAAAAUGCUGCUGCUGGUACUGGUAGUAAUGCUGAAAAUACUGAAGGUGCUGAAGAAUCAUCAGGCGAUAAUGCAGCUACAACCGAAACUAAUACAACAAACGAAACACCUGUUGAAGAUGUUGAUAAUGAAGAGCCUACAAGCACUGUUGCUCAUCGUACAGCUGGUGAAAUGGUUUCAGGAGUAUUUGUACCAGUAUAGGAAAAAAUAUCAACAAAAACAACAGCAGCAGCAACAACAACAACAACAGUACAAGUUAAAUAUUUUACAUUAUCAUUUCAUGUUAUUUAA